AUGACUUCUCUCUCCGAAAAGGGUCUCCUAGGUGAACAGCAGGCAACUUAUACACCAACCCAACCUAAACGCUGUAUUCGACAUCGUGUGGUAGAAAAGAUGCCUUCGCCCCGCCACUUCUUCCUUACUCUAUUCCUAGGCCUGCUUGUCACGGCCGGCUUAGCCAGUGCCGUCUUGCACCAAAAGCCUUCCGGCGAGGAUAAGGUCGAAAGCGAGACUGAGCAUGUUGUUCUCCGUGACGAUUCGACUUUCUCGCGAUUGCUGAGCUCAACUUCUCCCCGUGCUAUCCACGAGUUUCUCCAUGCUUACUUUCCUGGUACCUACAAGCAUGGCGUCUAUGACUCUGACCACUCGGCCAUGGAGGCAAUUCACGCGAGUGACCCGGAAUUAGCAACAUCUAUCGUUCAGCUCGCGAAGAGACAGUCUGGAAAUGAGACGAUUACCACGACUGCUACAUCUGUGGAGUCUAGCUCUGCAGCCCCUACGAGUGAAAGUGAAAGCACCACAGCGGAAGAACAAACCUCUACUUCCACCUCUGUAGAUACGCCUACGGCGACGACUUCGGAUUCGACUACGGAGUCAAGCUCGGAUGUGCCAACGAGUACUACGUCUGACGUGCCUAUCACAACAACAACAACAACAUCAACUACCGACGAGCCAACAACGGCAUCAUCAGCUACCUCGGAGUCUUCUUCUGAGACGACGAGCACUCCUGAUACGACCUUGACAACAACAACAAGCGCAUCUACUCCUAGCACUACAAGGCCACCUAGAACAUCUACGUUCACAUCGACGCUUCCUGGAGGCGCUAAGGCAUGUCUUACUCACCUAUCCUACUUCUACCUUCACCUUUGA
Daldinia childiae is the source of this 855-nucleotide messenger RNA. RefSeq lists its product as uncharacterized. The record is from RefSeq and is a predicted model, not a curated record. The coding region runs from base 1 to 855 and encodes 284 amino acids. NCBI's taxonomy places the organism in Eukaryota, Fungi, Ascomycota, Sordariomycetes, Xylariales, Hypoxylaceae. The transcript has 2 exons.